ACAUCACUGUUUUAUCAUUGUGUAUGCUUUUCCAAAAUGUAUAUAUCCUGGUGCAAGCUGUUGAUUUACAUCAGGGUAGAGUUAGGGGUUUGGUUGGUGGUUAGUUCUCUCAGACAGUAUGACGUCCACACAGAGGUGGCCAGAGCAGGGUUGGGUACUCUUACAACUAUUGUUGGUGGCGUCGUUCUCUCAGGCUGAGGAGCCGGUGUGUAGGUGGAGAGGGGAUCCUGAGAACCCCCAGCUAUCCAAGGAUGGGGACAUUAUCUUGGGGGGGCUCUUCUCUUUCCAUAGCACGUGGAUAAACAGACAGGAUAACUACAUGCACAAACCACCUCCACUGGAAUGCACCAGUUUGCAUUUCAGAGAGUUCCAGUUUGCCCAGGCUAUGCUCUUUGCCAUAGAGGAGAUUAAUAACAACACAGACCUACUGCCUGGCAUCUCUCUGGGCUACAAGAUCUAUGAUGUCUGUGGCUCCAUUGCCAGAGGUGUGAGGGUCACACUGGCCUUGGCUUCUGGUAAUGAAGUGGUAUUUGCACCCUCCGAGGCACCAUGUAAUGGACCUGCCCAUGUGCAGGCAAUUAUGGGAGAAACCUCUUCUUCUCCUUCCAUGGCUAUAUCUACUGUUAUUGGACCCUUUCAUAUUCCAAUGAUCAGCCACUUUGCUACUUGUGCUUGUCUCAGUGAUAAAACCAAGUACCCAUCCUUCCUCAGAACAAUACCCAGUGACUUAUACCAGAGCAGAGCCCUGGCUCAGUUGGUCCAGCACUUCGGUUGGACUUGGGUUGGAGCUAUAAGAACAAAUGAUGAUUAUGGCAAUAACGGCAUGGCCAUAUUCAUAGAAACUGCCCAGCAGCUGGGCAUUUGUCUAGAAUACUCUGUAUCUGUCUUUAGAACAGAUCCACCAGACAAAAUACAAAAGGUAAUUGACAUUAUCAAAGCCUCCACUUCGAAGGUGAUUGUCGCUUUCCUCUCCCACUUGGAUAUGGACAUGGUAAUACAUGAGUUGUCUCAACACAACAUGACUGGGUAUCAGUGGGUAGGCAGUGAGAGCUGGAUUUUUGAUUCCCAAACUGCAGCCAUGGAUAGGCAUCACAUUAUGGAUGGCGCCAUAGGCCUGUCCAUCCCUAAAGCACAUGUCAGUGGCAUGAGAGAGUUCAUGUUGGAUGUGAAGCCGCUCAAUUCAUCAAGUAAUGAAUUAUUCACAGAGUUUUGGGAGACAUUAUUUAACUGCAAGUUCAAGCAGUCAAAGUCAUCAACAGGGAAUCAGAGAGAAUGUACUGGAGAUGAAGAUCUGACUGGAGUGCAAAACAGCUUUACUGAUAUGUCGCUCAUGCCUAUCUUUAACAAUGUCUAUAAAGGAGUGUAUGCUGUGGCUCACGCACUUCAUAAUAUUCUCAACUGUAAUGAAACAUGUAACAACACAGUGCAGCUAGAUCCCUUCACGAUUUUACAGCACAUAAAAAAGGUUCAGUUCAAAACGAAGGAUGGGGAUGAGGUUUACUUUAAUGAGUUUGGAGACCCAUCAGCAAAGUAUGAAAUUAUAAACUGGCAGCCAACAGAAAAUGGUAUUGUGGACUUUGUCACUGUUGGUUUUCAUGAUGCAUCUUUACCUGCAGACAAACAACUUAAUCUGGAAAAUAAGUCUUUAGUUUGGGCACAAAACUCACAAAAGGUGCCAGUGUCAGUUUGCAGUGAGAAAUGUCCUCCAGGAACUCGCAAAGUUCUCCAGAAAGGAAAGCCUAUCUGCUGCUACGACUGUUUAAGAUGUGCAGAGGGAGAAAUCAGCAACAUUACAGAUUCUAUCACCUGUGUGAGAUGUGACCCUGAGUUCUGGUCAAAUGAGAGAAGAGAUGCCUGUGUAAAGAAGGUGGCAGAGUUUCUAUCAUAUGAAGAGAUUAUGGGAGCACUGCUUACUGCAGCAUCUCUAUUUGGAACAUGCAUGACUGUUGUUGUGGCAUUCAUUUUCUUCAGAUACAGACAGACUCCUAUUGUCAGAGCCAACAACUCUGAGCUGAGCUUCCUGCUGCUCUUCUCAUUGACUCUGUGUUUCCUGUGCUCUCUGACCUUCAUCGGCCGGCCCUCUGAAUGGUCCUGCAUGCUGCGACACACCGCAUUCGGCAUCACCUUUGUCCUCUGUAUCUCUUGUGUUCUGGGGAAAACAAUAGUGGUGUUAAUGGCCUUCAGGGCCACACUUCCAGAUAAUAAUAUGAUGAAAUGGUUUGGGCCUGCACAGCAGAAACUCAGUGUCCUGGGUUUCACUCUUAUACAAGUUAUCAUAUGUAUCCUCUGGUUAACAAUUUCUCCUCCUUUUCCAUUUAAGAAUUUUAAGGAGUCUAAGGACAAAAUCAUCUUAGAGUGUGCUCUGGGGUCAGCUGUAGGCUUUUGGGCUGUACUUGGCUACAUAGGACUUCUGGCCAUGUUAUGUUUUAUUCUUGCUUUUCUGGCUCGGAAACUGCCUGAUAAUUUCAAUGAAGCCAAAUUUAUCACCUUCAGCAUGUUGAUAUUCUGUGCAGUGUGGAUCACUUUUAUCCCAGCGUAUGUCAGCUCUCCUGGGAAGUUCAGUGUUGCUGUAGAGAUAUUUGCUAUUCUGGCUUCAAGUUUUGGACUGCUCGUUUGUAUUUUUAUUCCAAAAUGUUACAUUAUCUUACUAAAACCAGAGAAGAACACAAAAAAGAAUAUGAUGGCAAAGGGCACACCAAAAUCAUUCUGAAAAACCUAAAAUGAUAUGAUGGCUAAAGCAUUCUUGUGCCAUCAUACAUUUUACAGACUAAUUGUUUUAACCUGACUGUGAAGUAGACAUCAGUCUUCAUUUUAUUGAAGAUUGAACAUUGUACUACCGUAGUAUUUUUCCACUGUAUAUCAUGUCUUUUGUGAUAUUGCGAUGACAUCUUUUAAUACAAUGUUAUAUACAACCAUAUAAACCAAUACACUGUAUAUAUAUAUAAUUAAGUACAAAUACAUGCACAAGCCCAAUAGAUAAUUUCUUAUUAAUGUCACAACAUUUAAUACAAUUUAUAAAAUUGUGAUCAAAGAAUACAAUCUGUAGGUUUUACCCACAAUAAACAUCAUUUGAUUUGCUGAUGCUGGAGUUCAACCAUGACAACUUCCCCUUGUACUGGAUUAUAGAGCAGAGCACAGGUGUGCCAUAUGUUGACUCUUCUCGUCUUGGUUCUGCUUAUGGUGAAGGGAAACUGUGUGCUGAGUGCAAUGCUCACAAGUCACAAUGCUUCACAAGAGAGUCGAGGUUUUGCCAAUGUUUUCUGCAAGCCACACGGUUCCCAGCAGAAAUAAACAGUGAAAAUGGUCUGUUCAUAGUCAUAUCAACCUUACAGCAGCUCCAUACGCCUUUCACUGUUAUUUCAAUGUCUGUGUCUGUUAAAUAUGUCACAGACAUGGAAAAAAUAUAAAUGUAUUUUCUAAACUCAACACCUCCUGUAUCUGUUUCAGAUUAAAAGCUUUCUGGCAUUUCUGUGGACAGAAUCCA
Molecule: messenger RNA, 3484 nt
Organism: Dicentrarchus labrax (European seabass)
Lineage: Eukaryota; Metazoa; Chordata; Actinopteri; Moronidae
Product: extracellular calcium-sensing receptor-like
Exons: 6
Coding region: 119-2710 (863 amino acids)
Biological process (GO): G protein-coupled receptor signaling pathway
Cellular component (GO): membrane
Molecular function (GO): G protein-coupled receptor activity
Source: RefSeq, a predicted model, not a curated record